AUGCUCUUCGACGUGCCGGUCCACGAGCUGACUGCCGGCGACGGCGACAAGGCGCUGCUCACCGCGGACGGCGGCCGGAACCGUGGCCAUGGUGCCGACUUUGGGCACCUCAAGAACCGUCUGCGGCUCCGCAGCGGUGGCCGGUACGCCAUGAUCGGCCGUAACGGGUGCGGCAAGUCGACGCUUCUUCGGGCGCUUGCCUCUGGCACGCUCCCCGAGUGGCCCGGCUCCAUCCGCACGUUUCUGGUGGAGCAGGACCACCGGAUCGAUCCCGAGCAGCAGGUGAUAGAGGCGGUGCUCUCCGCCGACAGCCGCGUCUCGGACUUGCAGGCGGAGGCGGCACGGCUCGAGAGGGAGUCCGCCGAGGCGAGGGAGUCUGCGACGGAGCGGCUAUGCGAGAUCUACGAGGCGCUCGAGGAGCUCGACGCAGAGUCGGAGGGACUGCGCCGGCACCGGGUCGAGGCCAUCCUCGGCGGCCUCGGCUUCACGGCGGAGAUGCAGGGCGCCGCAGUGGGCGAGCUGAGCGGAGGGUGGCAGGCGCGGCUGGCGAUGGCGAGCGCGCUCUUCGUCGAGCCCGAGCUGCUGCUGCUCGACGAGCCGACCAACCACCUCGACCUCCGGGGGCUGCGAUGGCUGCAGCGGUACCUCCGCGACGAGUUUCGGGGGACGAUGCUGGUCGUCGCGCACGACCGCGCCUUCCUCGACGCGGUGGCGACCGACAUCAUCCUCUUCGAGGGCGUCAAGGGGACGCUCACCUAUUUUCACGGCACGCUCGAGGAGAGGGGCCUAGAUGCGGAGGAGAUGCGGAGUCCGUCUCCUCUCGAGCCAGCGGCUCGAGUCGACACGCAACCGCAUCGUAGCUCUCGCAUUCACGCGGAGUUUGAGACGCGGACCGCCGACUCGUCUGCCGCGAUGCAGCGUCAGGUCGCGGCGCUCGAGCGGAAGAAGAAGCACAUCGAGCAGUCGGUUGACAAGAUGAAGCAGGCGGCCGCCGGGAAGCACGGCGACCAGAAGAAGUCGGACCUGGUCGCCUCCCGCGAGAAGAAGCUCGGCCGGAUGGGCCUCGAGAAGACGGCCGACGGCAAAAAACACGGCAUCCGCGCGGGCGCGGCCAACCACAACGACGGCGAGAGCAAGGGGUCGGGCACGAUGCGCAAGAUGGUGGGCACGUCGCUGCUGCCGAAGUCGGCGCCGGAGCUCAAGUGGGGCUUCGGCGACAGCGCGCCGCUCGGCCUGUCGGACGACGCGCCGCUGCUGGAGCUGCGGUCGGUCGGCUUUGCCUACCCGGGCGGGGGACAGCCGACCCUCUUCUCAGGCGUCGAGCUGUCGCUCGGCUCUCGCUGCCGGGUCGCGCUCGUCGGCCGGAACGGGACGGGCAAGUCGUCGCUGAUGCGGCUGCUCACGGGGGAGGCCGAGCCGAGCGCGGGCGAGGUGUGGCGCCACCGCGGCUUGCGCGUGGCGCACUACAGCCAGCACCUCGCGGAGAGCCUCGACAAGGAGGAGACGCGGAGCGGGUUUGCCUGGCUCAAGGACGAGCUGCCCGACGCCAAGGACGAGGACCUCCGGCGCCAGCUGGGCUCGUUUGGCAUCAACAGCGGGGCCAGCGGGCUGGCCUCCCUCCCCCUCUCGGCGCUUAGCGGAGGGCAGCGCGUGCGCGUCGUCAUCGCGCGCCUGGCGAUGGAGGCGCCGCAUCUCCUGCUGCUCGACGAGCCGACCAACCACCUCGACCUCUACUCGAUCGACGCCCUGAGCGACGCGCUCGAGCGCUUUGCGGGCGGCAUCGUCCUCGUGUCCCACAACGCGAGCCUCCUUGAAAAGGUGGCGCGCGACGUCUACAUCGUGAGCGGUGCCAAGCGCACGGUGCAGCGGUUCGACGGAACCGUUGACGAGUACCUCGCUCGGGUGUUGGGGAGGUGAGGAUUGGCGCUGCUCCGCCGUUGUGCGUGUGUGUGCUGCUGAAGUGUAACGUGAGCUGAGUGAUGAAAG
Molecule: messenger RNA, 1986 nt
Organism: Emiliania huxleyi CCMP1516
Lineage: Eukaryota; Haptophyta; Isochrysidales; Noelaerhabdaceae
Exons: 6
Coding region: 1-1917 (638 amino acids)
Molecular function (GO): ATP hydrolysis activity; ATP binding
Source: RefSeq, a predicted model, not a curated record